CCCUUUGUCUAAUAGGCCUAUUACAUUUUAUCUAAAGAUCUGAAACCGUUCAGUGAGGCAAAUAUGCAAAUAUGCACAUACAUUUUAUGCGGAAAUUCUUAAUGCUUUUGGCGGCCUUGGUAUGAAAAAAAAGUUUCAGCAUUUGCAUCGUGUCACAAAAUAAACGUAACAUUUUCGUUAGUAGCAAGUUCCAUCAGUUAGUAGCAAGUUCCAUCAGGUGUCAGAACUGACACAACACCAUACGCACCCGCAGAGACGCGGCCACGAAUUCACAGGUUUAAAAUCAGGAAGUGGACGCAAAGCAAACAAGGGAAACUGAAAUUUCGUUGCACAUUGUCGGGGUAAAUGCUUUCAUUUUAGCACAAUGUCUCGUGUAUUUGCCCGAUCGAUGCACGGAUUACAGUACUAAAUUUAGUUUCGCGCGUCACGGUCUUUGGGUCAACAACUCAAUGACAUUUUUACAAUGAACAGUAACGUUAAGAUAACCCAGUCAAGCGCGAUUCGUGCGGAGGUGAAGCGGCACGAUGCCCUGAAAAACACAAUCAACAGACUCUUCAAGCAACUCGAAAGAGUCGGAGAUGAGCAGCUUCGAUCAGGCCUGAAGUUGUAUCUCCACAGCAUCCAAGCAUCCUGCGCUCUCAGUCAGGAGUGGACUCUGAGCCGCUCAGUCCCGGAGCUGCAUCUGGGGGUUCUGGGUAGCCGACGCAGCGGAAAAUCCGCUCUGGUCCACAAAUUCACCACUGGGGCCUACCUUCCCCUGGAGAACCAAGAAGGAGGCAGGUAUAAGAAGGAGGUGCUAGCAGAUGGUCAGAGUCACCUGCUGCUGAUCAGAGAGGAGUCAACGCUGCCAGAUGCACAGUUCUGCAGCUGGGUGGAUGCAGUUAUCCUGGUGUUCAGCCUGGAGAACGAGGCCAGCUUCCAGGAGGUCUACAAGAACUACAGCCAUCUUUGUGCACACCGCAAUAUCGCGGAGAUUCCUCUAAUCGUGGUUGGAACCCAGGAUAAGAUCAGCAACACAAACCCACGGGUGAUCGAGGACGCUCGCGCUCGCCAGCUGUGUUCAGACGUGCGUCGCUGCUCGUACUACGAGACCUGCGCCACCUACGGGCUGAAUGUGGAGCGCGUCUUCACUGAGGCUGCCCAGAGGGUGGCAGUGAUGAAAAGGCAGAUGUCUAUUGCUGCCCCCUGUAAAUCCCUCCCCAGCUCCCCCAGCCACUCAGGAGCCUCCACCCCGGUGUCCGGAGCCUACCCUGGACAGGCCAGUAAUGGGGCCCAGAGCAGUGACUACUCGUCCUCCCUCCCCUCCACACCGGUGGUCAGCCAUAAGGACAUGGGGAGGGGCGUGGCGGGGGGGGACGCGGGCGGGAGCGCCACCCCAGGGCCCCAGCGUAACGUGCCCCGGAGACGCACCUCCCUCUUCACAAACCGCCGGGGUAGCGACUCAGAGAAGCGUGCUUCGGACAGCAAGGCGGACCCUAGCGUCGGGAGGGGAACCCCCAUUAGACAGGGCUUUCUAUGGAAGCGGAGUGGGAGCUCACUCAAUAAGGAGUGGAAGAAGAAGUACGUCACGCUGGCCAGUAACGGGAUGCUGGCCUACCACACCAGCGUCAACGACUACACGCAGAACGUCCACGGAAAGGAGAUGGAUCUGUUGCGGGUGACGGUGAAGGUGCCGGGGAAGCGCCCGCCCCGCGCCGUCAUUUCCGCCGCCCCGUCGCCCGGCCUCAACGGCGUGGUCAAGGACACGCCCCCCGGGCCCGAGGGGGCCGCUACGGUUCCUGUUUCUUCUCCCACUGCCCUCCUGACGGUGGACGAGGGGGGCGGGUCCGGCCCGUCCCCGCGGGCGGACAAGGUGCUGAAGCGCUGUCCCUCCACGCUGUCCAAUAAGGCUGUGAGCAUGGACACCGCUGCCGAGGCGACGGCCAGCCCUGCCGCCAGAGACCGCGCCCCCUCCUCCCCGGCAGCCGAGAGGAAGAAGCACAGGAGGAAGAAGAGCAUGAGUCAGAAAGGAGAUUCCGCACUUGGGCAGGCAGAGGCCAAGCGCAAAAUGUGGAAAUUGAAAAACUUUGGUAGUUUGAGAAACAUUUACAAGACAGAGGAGGAGAACGCAGACUUCAUUAUGGUGUCCAGCUCGGGCCAGAUGUGGCACUUUGAGGCACAGAGCAUGGAGGACCGGGAUGCCUGGGUCCAGGCCAUCGAGAGCCAGAUCCUGGCCAGCCUGCAGUCCUGUGAGAGCAGCAGAAACAAGGCGCGGAGGAACAGCCAGAGUGAAGCGGUAGCGGUACAGGCAAUCCGUAAUGCCAGGGGCAACGGCCAGUGUGUGGACUGCGGAGCACCCAACCCGACGUGGGCCAGCCUGAACCUGGGGGCGCUGAUCUGCAUCGAGUGCUCGGGGAUCCACCGGAACCUGGGCACCCACCUGUCGCGCGUGCGCUCGCUGGACCUGGACGACUGGCCGCGCGAGCUCACCCUGGUCCUCAGCGCCAUCGGCAACCACACCGCCAACAACGUGUGGGAGAGCCGCACCCUGGGCCACCAGAAGCCCCGGCCCGACGCCUCGCGAGAGGAGCGGGAGUCCUGGAUCCGGGCCAAGUACGAGCAGAAGCUGUUUGUGGCGCCGUUGCCGGCGGCGAUGGGGAGCGCGGCCACCCGGCUGCUCUCGGCGGUGACCCAGAGGGACCUGCCCGCCCUCCUCCUCCUGCUGGCCCACAGCACCAAGGAGGAGAUCAACGCCCCCACCACGCCCGCCACGCCCACCACGCCCACCACGCCCACCGCCACCAGCCCCCGCCACGUCCGCACCGCCCUGCACGCCGCCUGCCAGCUCGGCGACGUGGUCAUGACCCAGCUGCUGGUCUGGUACGGGAGCGAUGUGAAGGGGCGGGACUCCCUGGGCCAGAGCGCCCUCACCCUGGCGCGACAGUCGGGCAGCCAGGAGUGCGCCGACAUCCUGCUCCAGCACGGCUGCCCCAACGACGCCCCCCCCGCCCUCCUCACGCCUGGUCUGCGCCGCAAGAGCAGCACCGCCAGCCUGAGCCGCGCCAACUCCAGGAGAGGGGUGUCCUAACUCCCCCUGGGCCCGAAUGGUUAGCUCAGCAGCCGUUUCUCGUGGAGAAAGGGGAGUCGGAAUCGGCUGCUGUCCUGAAGGUGAAUGGAUCCUUGCACUUGUCUUCACAAGACUCUUGUGUGUGUGUCUGUGCCUUUGCACAGAUGGAUUUCUAUGUUUUAAAAAAAAAUCAUAUUAAGACUUUUUGAAUUCAAAACUGAACCAACAACAGGGAGAGCCUGCCAAAAAGACUCUCAAAACAGAAGACCAGGCACGACUAUACUUACAAAUGAAAAGCACAGAAACAAUUUAACAAAACAAAAGCAAUAGAUGUUUUCUCUGACUGAUGUGGAUUGCCAUUUGGUGGCUAUCUGUCGCCAUAUUGGUUUUUUUUUGUUUUUUUUGUUUGGCAAAGCUGAUGUAUUGCGUUAAAGAAAUUGCUGAACAUUCAAAGGAUUCAAAGCACAAGCAAACGACGCGUCACCAGGCAAGGCUCCGUGUUCAGGCCCCGUGGCCUUUGGGCGUCCGUGACCUCACUUCCUGCUCACCUGCGUGGGAAUCCCAGAGCACGCCUACUGGACUGCUUCUCAUCCUUCCGCACAUACGCUAGUCCUCUCUAUUUCACGCUUGCCCCCAGACAAGAUUCGCUUCAACCGUUCAACCACACCGACUCCAACCCCGUGCAUGCAAGCACCAGCAAGACACAGAGAGAAGUAAAGUAACACAAGGAAUUAUUUGGAUCUGUUUUCAGAAGAUUCACUUCCACAGAAAGAAGGAGAAAGAUCUGGAAUGGGGACUGAAAUCUGUAUUUCAGGAUAAAUUCCUCGGAGCCUUGAGCGUUAGCUUUCGGUCAUGCUAAACCGGUCAGCCGCCAGUGUGACUGGGACGUGUGAGUGAUGUGAACAGGACGUGUGAGUGAUGUGAACAGGACAUGUGAGUGAUGUGAACAGGAUGCCCAGUUCUGGAGGCUCUCAGUGUCUUUAAACCCCCCAGCGUAGUGUACAGUCCUGUGCAAAAGUCUUAGGUAUCUGUAAAAAAAAAAAUGCUGUACAGCUAAGAUGCUUUCAAAAAUAAUGAAAUGAAAGGUUAUAAGUAUCGAAGAAAAUAAUAUAAAGAGCAGUAAAUAGUUAAAAAUUAAAUGAAAUCAAUGUUUGGUGUGACCACCCUUCGCCUUUAAAACUAUAUCAAUUCUCUUAGGUACACUGUCCGGAAGUUUUAUAAGAAAAUCGGCUGGUAGGUUGUUCCAAGCAUUUUGGAGAACUUGCCACAGUUCUUCUGCAGAUUUUGGCUGUUUCGCUUGCUUCUGGCUCUCCAGGUAAUCCCAGAGACCCUUGAUCAAGUUCUUAUCUGAAAAGUAGUCUGUUACUUAAAAUAUUACUUUAUUUAACAAAAUACAAAAAUGUAUCUGUAAAAUUUCAUUUUUUGGAAAAUUCAUGUUUGGAAAUCUCAAAUUUGCUCUUUUCUACUGACACACUAAUGCAGAAAACAAAAAAUAAACAUCUAGGACUAAAUAUAUACUAUAUAUUAUAUUUAAAAAUCUAGGGUGCCUAAGACUUUUGCACAGUACUGUAUGUGCUCUGAUCCCAUUACAUCCUCAAUUAAAUCAUAAAUAGUGUUUUUAACAAUUCCAUUAUGUGGACUUUUUUAAAAUUGGUAUUGUAAAUUUAAUUUUGUUUAAUGGUUGUUUCAGUGUCGUAUGUCUUCUUUCCUUCAGCCACUUAUUUGGUAUAAUCUUUUCAUCGCUGCAAGCUGUUUGUUCAAAUCACUUCUGAAAAAGUGAACAGGAGGGGAACAAGGACAGAUCAUGUUACCUUUCUAUAUUUAUUAAACGUUUCGAGCACUUCUGGGUCACAAGGAAGGAUGGAUGCAUUAUUCAAGUAUUCAAACGCAGCCUUGGUUUUGUUGGGUCUAAAAUGGUGGCAGAUUUUAAGCUGAUAACAAAAACCAGGGUUAUCUGCGGUCCUCCAGAGCCUGGGUUGACCUAUCGGUCUCUGCCUCCUCUGAAACCUGAUUGGUUACCCCCUUUGGAACAGAUGGUCAGUCUCUGCCCCGCUGAAACCUGAUUGGCCACCGCUUUUGGAACAGACGAUCAAUGGGGGUGUGGGGAUCUGACCCCAAAGGCAGACAUCCCUGUCUCACAGCUCUGUAUCCUCAUGGAGCUCGAGUCAGUGCAAUAAGCCAGUUGGUCAUAUGACAGAAUAAAUUUUAAAAAUUUGAAAUAUGAAAUCCGACAUUAAGAAUGAGGAUUGUAUGCUUUUUAUUUUUAGGUUUUUUUUUUUUAUAUAUUAAAUUUUUAUAUUAAGAAUUGCCUGUUUUUGUUUGUUUGCAUAUAAGAGAAGGCAAAGUGAAGUUAUGAGCAAUGACAGACGUCCUUGUUGAAGUAAAUGCGUUCCAAUUUGUGUGCGUUUUUUUAACCCAUAGAGGCAGGGAAAAUGUAACACUCGUUUUGUAACACUGUGAACGUAGAAAGAAGACAGAAGACCAGCCGACCCUUUUUCUAGUCCGAUGUCAUUCCGUGCUGUAAUUGCAGGCCAGCAGAUAGUAUCGUCAGUGUUUUCAGCCAACCGGCAAAUUCUGUCAUCACAGUAAACAGUAUUAUAGUAAUUAAGUAUUUCAGUAGAAUGCAGUAGUAAUUGCAUUGGUCUAGACCAACUGUUCUCUAUUAAAGGCACAGCGUUUGGUUUAACAGCUGUUCUUUAAAAAGAGAGCGAUGAUGAAUUGUACAGCUAUAUAGUUAUAUUGUUAUUACUGCUGUUCUUGUCACGGUUGAUAAUGUAUGUACAGCAUUGUAAUUGUACGUAAAUAAAGUUUGUAUGAAUAUCU
Anguilla rostrata (American eel) is the source of this 5869-nucleotide messenger RNA. Its product is annotated as arf-GAP with GTPase, ANK repeat and PH domain-containing protein 2-like. The coding region runs from base 464 to 3067 and encodes 867 amino acids. Gene Ontology annotation, cellular component: nucleus. The transcript has 19 exons. The record is from RefSeq and is a predicted model, not a curated record. NCBI's taxonomy places the organism in Eukaryota, Metazoa, Chordata, Actinopteri, Anguilliformes, Anguillidae. Gene Ontology annotation, biological process: negative regulation of neuron apoptotic process; activation of GTPase activity. Gene Ontology annotation, molecular function: GTP binding; GTPase activity; protein binding.